This is a messenger RNA of Lolium rigidum, 1145 nucleotides long. RefSeq lists its product as uncharacterized. Bases 311 to 931 code for a protein of 206 amino acids. The record is from RefSeq and is a predicted model, not a curated record. Lineage: Eukaryota; Viridiplantae; Streptophyta; Magnoliopsida; Poales; Poaceae. The transcript has 3 exons.
UGGCCAGCAGCGCCGCGUGCCUUUUCCGCCGGGGCUCUGCAACACUGAGAGGGUCAGGGGCUGGCGCUGGCACGCCGCGGUGCUAUGCGCUGACGCCGAGGACGGGCAUGUGCAUGGUGAUUGCCUCUGGAGCCCGUUUAAAUUGGUGUUGGCGCGCGGCGGAUGCUCGCAGGCUCUCGCUUGCCUCUACGACUCCGUGCACGGUGUAUGGGGAAACAUCGUCUCAACGGCGACUACUCAUGUGAUCCAUCCGAUAAGGCCCAGCGUCCUCGUUGGAGAUGCGCUCUACUGGUUGUUUUCUGAUGGUGGCAUGCUCGUGUUUAAUGUUGAAGGCCAGACUCUUGGUGUGAUACAGAAGCCAGGGAAUGCCCACUGUACUGGAUUCUGGUCCUGUCAGCCCUUACGGAUAGAUGGCGGUAGCGGCCUUGGCCUCGCAGUUAUCUCGAAGAUGAACAUCCAGUUGUGGAAGAGGAAAUCAAACUGCAAUGGUGUUGUCGGGUGGGUGUUGAUGCACAAUACCAUUCAGCUCGAGGGGAUGUUUCCACGGGAAAUGCCCAGGGACGAUAACCGGGUGCUUUUGGUGGGGUAUGAUGAGGACACAAAUGUGGUUGUUCUAUCUACAAGAAUUGGAAGGUUCAUGCUCCAGCUUGAGUCGAUGCAGAUCAGGAAGAUUUCUGGAAGAAUGGAAAAUGGCAACCGUUUAAUGGAAUUUUAUCCCUACACAAAUUUCUACUAUACUCCAGGAAGGGUCAUUGCUGGUGGAGAUGGUGGAGCUGAAAAUGUGAAAAAGUACCUAGGCUUCUCUUCGGUCUGCCGAGAUGCUGUAAUGCUUUGCUGUGGGUUCUUCUGUUUUUGUAUGCUGUCGUCGCUGAUGUGGUUGAUGCUGAAAUCGAUGCCCUGUGUAGUUUCUAGGUUCUUCCGGCCUGCGUGACAUGUCAUGUGAAGUGGACUUGUAGGAUUUAAUCAUGUAAAUGUGCUUGCUUCUUUGUAUCAUUGCUACCGCCUGUAGACAUGAGUCCACUAGACAGCGGCUUGCGUGAGUUGCUUCGGAUAAUGCUUCGAACUGUCAGUAAAUUGGUACAUUGUGGUUCAUUUGCUUAGCAAGUUUCAGUGGGAGCUCUGCAUGUGCUCUGCAUUUUUUUUUU